Malus domestica (apple) is the source of this 667-nucleotide messenger RNA. RefSeq lists its product as uncharacterized. The record is from RefSeq and is a predicted model, not a curated record. NCBI's taxonomy places the organism in Eukaryota, Viridiplantae, Streptophyta, Magnoliopsida, Rosales, Rosaceae.
ACCCUAGACUUGUCAAAGAGAGGUCAAAGAGCUAAGUUGAUCAGUGUCCCUCAAAUUCUCAGAGCCCCACCCAGACCCAGCAGAUGGCGGUUUCUGACGCGGUGGUUAGGAACUUGACGACGAUUUACGUGGCGGUCAUCGUCGCCAUCAAGGCGUACGGGGUGGUGUUUGGGCAGAGCUUCGGUGGUGCCUUUGUGUUAAUCCUCUCCACCUCCGUGGUGUGCCUUAUCCUGUUCCUGACUCUGGCGUGGGACGUCUCCCGUAAAGCCACGUACGCAGUUUCGCGCGACGACAAUCCUCCUCCCGUUGCUCAUGAGACGUGCAAGGGUGGUAUUUGCUGGCACGGCGUGCGCGUCCGAUCGUCGGCUUCGGACGUCCGGUUUAGGCUCCCGCAACAAAUCGGCUAUGGAGGCUCUUCGUAAAUUUGAUAAAUAACAGGGGGGGGGAAAUGAAAAAGAAAAGAUUGAGGUGGGUGAAAUCUCUCUUUCUUGGUCGUUGGUGUGUAUGUAUCUUGUUUAUUUAGUAAAUCUACUAACGCCAAUACAGAGGUUUGCUUUUUGGAUGGAGCGAGGGAUAUGAUUGUAAAUAAAUAAUUAUUCCGGACAAGGUGAUGAUAUUUAGCAAUUUUGUGUUAUAAAUAAAUUGGCCUCACUUUUGAUUAUUUAAA